GCAGGAAGGAGGGCGAGCGCGGGGCUGGCGGCUGCUGAGGGGCAGGUCGGGCUCCUCGGAGGGGGCCGCCCGCGCGGCCGGGGCCAUGGCCCUCAGCAGGCGGGAAGUGUUCAUAGGGAAAGUACUGAAACGACUCUAUGCUGAAACUUCAUCAUCUUCUCUUGUGCACACUUCAAGUAGAGAAGAGGAGGCGGUUCUCAGAAAUCUGGGCUCAAAAUCCAAAGAAAAGAAUUUGGAUGAUGUUCAGACUUCAUCAGCAGAUGUUAGCGCAUCAACUGAUACACCCUGUGAAUCAUUUCAAGGUAGUGACAAUACAAUUCUGUCUCCAAGGAGAAUGUACACAGUGAAUCUUCCUCCAGAGGGUUACGUUGCAGUUACUCCAGAUGCUAUUAGUAUUUCAGUUUCUGAAAACUCAAACAGUAGUGCUGACUCAACAGUGGAGGAAUAUCAAGGACAAACCAAGAGAAAGCGCCUUCGAAGGAAGAAACAAAAGAGCAGUUUGCAAAACUCUAAUAAUUUACAUGGAGAACAAACAGAAUCUGGAAUGCAAGAGACUAUUGUUCAAGAUAAUUUACAGCUGCAGCAGAUAGACAGUCCCAAAAUAAGCAAAAACAAAAAGAGGAAAAUGAAAAAGAAGCGACAGAAAGAAAAAAUGAGAGCAGCUGGCUUGAUAACAAAAACUACCGGUGUCGAUUUUACAUAUCAGCCUGACAAAAACAACAGAGAAGAAGCAGCAGGCUUAAAAGACAUAGAUGAAAUGACAGAUAGCAUUCUGGACUUCCUGCAGGCAACACAACAAAUUUAUUUUGCUGACAAUAAAUCAGAAUGCACAGAUUCUGCUGUAAAUUCAGCAACUGCCCAAGAGCUUUUACAAUAUCUUGAAUCUCGCACCAUCUCUUCCUCAGAUGUGACUCUUCUACAUCAGUUGAAAUCCCUUGUAUUGCUCCAGGAUAUUGAGAGACUGAAGGAUGCUUUGAAACAAUUCCAAGAACAAUCCAUGAUGCCUCCUGAUCAUACCAAGAUAGUCACGUCUCUGUUUCACUACUGGAUUACAGAUAUCCUUCCUGUGAAGAACAGGAAAUAAAGCCUUGCCUGUGUCCAUAUGCCCAGGGUUAAAAUUUAAUAUACAAACUCUUAACCAAGUAGCAAUUGUUCAGGAAGAGCAGUGUCAAUACACGUUCUACACCUUCAGAAAGUCAUGUGGCACUACGUAACUUCACAGGAGUCUAAAUAGCACAAGGUGUAAUGGUUGUCUGCUGCUGUCAACAAACAUUUCUUCAGUUUUCUACAAGAACAAGCUUUAAUUUUUUUGUGCAAGGCUGGAAAUUUAAAGGAAAAUCUCCACGUUCUGUGUAUUUCCAGAAGAACACAGUCUCUGCAGCAUUAGCCUUGUCCUGCUCUGGGCAGCGAGCCCAGGCACUCUCCUGUUUGUGCAGGAAAGUUAGCAUGGGGCAUACGGUGAGAAACAAGAACAAGAAAAAAGCCUUUGCCUUUUUACAGUAUAGAUUUUCAUCCCAAAUGCGCUUGGGCAGGUACGGUGACUUGUAUUUACUGAUACGCUUUCCAUUAACUUCAGUCAGCUCCCAAAUUUAUGUCAAUUGUUGCCCAUUAAUAGAGUAUUUCCUAUAGCUAAGGUACACAGCACUUAAGGUACAGCAUGGGGUCACUGUGCAAGUUGCAUAUUUAAAGAAAACCAGCAACAGAUUGGCAGGUUCCCAGUCUCUUGCUUUUAAUAUUUAGAUUGACUCUAUAGGACUAGUUCAACUCAAGCUACCUUUUUGUGAAUGAGACAUAGCUCCACUGGUGCCAGCAGGGUUCACGUGGUAUAAACGUGGUGCAGCGAGAGGAAAAUGAGAUCUGCCUGCUGCAUGCUGUGUAAGCCAGAGCCUCAGAAGAAAACAGCAUCAUUCCUUUAUAUAACGUUAAUUAAGCAUCUGCUGAAAAGUAAAUGAGUUAUGAGAAUUCUUGAUAAGUGAUUUCGUUGUGGAAUAGCUAAUGUAGAAUAUUUCUCCAAGUAGAAACAUUUCAUGUUUCUGCUCUUUUACAGCAGGAAUAUUUCUCAGAGAGCUUUAGGCUGCUGUAGCAGAGACAAAAGGGGUGUAAAUCAGGGCUGUUCUAUGGCACACUUGUGAUGAAAACCAGUGUGGGCUCACUGGUGCUAUACUGACUUACGCCACCUGAAGAUUUUUACCCUGCAUGUUUAGAAGUGACUGCAACUGGAGCCAAAUUCUGCCUUGCUGUCCUUAUUCAAGGUUGCACGUAUUGAUAAUGGGAAAAAGGAGCUUUCUCAGCGCAGGCUAUCCAUGGACACUCCUAAAAGAAAUAGAAAUUAAUUUUGUAGGUUAGAUUUUACCACCAUCUCUCACAUUGUGAACUAUAUGACCCCAGGAGCAGAACUGAAUCCAAGCUCACUACACUGAAAAGAAAUCACUGUUAACAGAAAAUAGUAAUAACAAUAAUAAUAAGUAUUAGAUUAAGUAUUUUUUAGAGGUAAAGCUUUAGCAGUAGAAAAAGGGGCAAGAACAUGCAUAAUGCUGAGUGAAAGAGAACACUAGCAGAAGAGAAAGAACUUAUUUUUAAAUGUGCCUCCAAAUAACCCUGUUAUUUUAGCACCUCCUCUCAACUCGGGUCAUGGCUGCAUUAAGCUUCCUACCCAGUCAGGUUGCCCUAGGGGCAUAAAUAUAUGCUCUAAGUUACAUAAAAGCCAUCCAAUCCUAUUUGCAUUGUCACUCUACGAUACAAAAUGCCAUAAUGACCUCCUUUUUUUAUGUCCAGUGCUAUCUAUAAAGCAGGCUUAGGCCCUUUUGUUCUUAAGGAGGUCAGCUGUCGCUUUGCUCUCUUAAUGAUCUUCAGGCAUUCCCAGAGAGUUUCCCAAUAUUGCAAGACAUACCUGGCCCCUGGCGGGACAGUUGGGGCUCUGCCAACACCUAAGCGGUGCAGAGAGAUCCCAUGUGACAGGUUAUACAACUCAGCUGGGCUUUAUAUACCCCUAGGACCUUAAGCAUGUAAAGGGCUCCAGGGCAGAGAGCAUCAGGGGCUGAAAUUCUGCGAAGACUCAGAAAUGAUGCUUAUUCCUCUCCGGAGAAUGACACCUGGGUAUAUAAGGUUGUUGCAGACUCAAGCUGCAGGAAAAAUCGUUGUCAACUCAUCAGACACGCUGCUGCAACGGGCGGCAUUGCUGCUGGGAAUGUUUGGGAUCAGUAUAUCCAGCUACAGCACACACCAGCUAACUCAAAAGAAGAGAUUUCCCUUGACCCUUUAAGCUGCCUUGGGAUGUGACCCAAGAAGUAAAGGCUUAUGUCAGUAGUGCUGAUGAGUGGCUUUUCUGCCUCAGUUACUGGUGUGGAGGUAAUGAGACACUUUGCAGCCAUGACUUCUACAUGCAAAGGUAAAAAGAUGGAAGAAUUACAGACUUCUUCAAGAAAGAAAAAAAGAAAAAUGACUAGCAGAGGCAUCAGAUUUCCCAAUAAGACGAACUGUCUGUAAAUACAACGGACUUUUUUUGUAAUCCAAUGUAUACAUAGGGAGAUCUAAAGGUAUAAAAUACAGUUAAAAUCAGAGUAGGUGUAAACAAAUCGAUGGGGGUGCCGUGCUUCAUUAGUGUCACCUUGUUGCAGCUUUUGCAUAUUGACUCCUAUGCGAAGACUGGUUUUGAAAAGGAAAAGUUAGAAGCAAUAUAUUCGUCAUGACAAGAGUCAGACCAAAUAAAAAUAAUCUCUCAUAGACUCUUUGUACUGUUAGAUCUAGCUAGAUAUGUACAUUUGUGUGUAUUACAGAAUUGGUGUACUCUAACCCCUCCUAUUGAAUCUUAAGCAUUGUUUGAUGCCUUUUGUGUAGAAAUGUUUGUGUAUUGUAACGCAAGCUGGUAGCCUUCUGUAACAGCAGAGAUGGCCACAGGCUACACCAUCCGUAUGGUGUUGGGAAGGAACCAUGGCACCAGACCAGAUAACUUCGUAAUGUCGUACAGAAACUCUCUGCUCUAGAAAGCAUCAGUAAAAGUAUUGGGUUGGGUUUCAUUGCAGAGUUCAUUAUCUGAUCUUAUUGCUCUGCAAAGCCCACUCAUCCCAUAAUAUACAUUCUGAUUAAAAUAAAAAUAGAGAUUGACUUUUUUUGCCCUCCUUUUCCCUUGUUUUCUUGUUCUUCUCACUCGAUGCAAUAGCUUAUUCAGGAAUGUUCUCUUACUAUUGGUUUGCAUUUUUCCAACUGUUUCUGAUGUUUUAUGUAAACAUGGCUUUGUAGGCUCUUCUGUGCAUAUGUUAGCGUUCAAAAUCCUUUGUUCUCGGUUACUAAAUACAAAUAUUAUUUUUGGGUU
Molecule: messenger RNA, 4312 nt
Organism: Aquila chrysaetos chrysaetos
Lineage: Eukaryota; Metazoa; Chordata; Aves; Accipitriformes; Accipitridae
Gene: ERICH1
Product: glutamate rich 1
Exons: 10
Coding region: 86-1084 (332 amino acids)
Source: RefSeq, a predicted model, not a curated record